AUGGAUGGUUCCUCGAGGGGCAAUCCUGGUCCGUCUAGAGGUGGUGGGAUUUGUAGAUCCGAAAAUGGGAAUGUGAUCUUUGCCUUCGCAGUAGGCUACGGUGUCGGCUUCAACAAUCUAGCUGAAUUUAGAGUGGUUUGGGAUGGGCUCGUAUUAUGUUUUGCUAAGGGGUUGUCCAGAAUAGUUGUCGAAUUGGAUUCCAAGCUAGUUGUGGACAUUCUCAACCAUUCCUCCAACCCCUCUUGGAUAUGGCGGAAUUGGAGCUCGAGGAUAGAUACAAUGGGGAACUACAGGUGGCUGAGUUUUCAGCACGUUCUUAGAGAAGGCAACAUCCCGGCUGAUAGUUUAGCUAAGCUUGGAAGUGCUUCCCAAGCCUCCUCAUAUUUUGCUAGCUCAGCUUAG
This is a messenger RNA of Magnolia sinica, 402 nucleotides long. RefSeq lists its product as uncharacterized. The coding region runs from base 1 to 402 and encodes 133 amino acids. The transcript has a single exon. Lineage: Eukaryota; Viridiplantae; Streptophyta; Magnoliopsida; Magnoliales; Magnoliaceae. Gene Ontology annotation, molecular function: nucleic acid binding; RNA-DNA hybrid ribonuclease activity. The record is from RefSeq and is a predicted model, not a curated record.